UUCCCGUCUCCUCGCGCGUCGGCGUCGCUGCUGCCUGCUGCCUUCGAUCCCCCCCCGCAAAUUCCCGCCGCCACCUCCCUCGUCUCUUCCAAGCAGGCGUCACACGCUCCAGGCAAGCAAUCGAAAUUCCCCGCCUCAGCUCCGGAACCUUCCCAAACCUCUCCUCACUCCCCGCUUCCCGAUUCCUUCACCUAGGGUUUCGCACCUCCGCCUUCACCCCGCCGCGGGCGCGCGAUGGGGGUCGGGCAGAAGCGGCGGCGUGGGGGCGGGGAGCUGGGCCGGGUGGCGGAGAUCGUGAUGGUACUGGCGGGCGCCGGGAAGGCGCGGGGCGGGCGGGCCCCGACGGCGGCGGAGCGCGCGCUCGCCGCCGAGGCCCGGGGAGCGCUCGCCGCCGUGGUGGCGGGGGAGGUGGAGCUCCGGCCCAGGGAGCUCUUCACGACCGAUUCGGUUCGCGCGCUCGUCGAGGACCUCGGGCUCACCCGGCCCAGGGACCCCGCCGGGGUGGGAUUCCGCCCGCGCAAGGCCUCCAUCGCCCACAGGGUCCUCCUCACCAAGCGCAAGAUGGAAGAAGGGAAGGAAGCUCUCGUCCCUUCAACUACUGUGCCUAAAAUGACAGCCUCAAGUGCAAAAAAUGGAUUCCAGCAUGCAGCUUCUAAGGUCACCACUGGAUCACCCAGGAAUCUGUCAACCCCAGUGACAUCCCCAGUUAUCUCGAAGCAGCCCUUGCUAAAUGGAACAGUAACAGGAGCAUCUUCUAUAAAAUCACCUAACAUUCAUUCAGCUGUUUCACUGCCACCUGUUGGCUCUGCAGAUGUCAAAAUGGAAAUUGUUAAGGGUUCAAAUUUCACAUACAAUGGAGGUGCAGAAACUAUUGAACAGUCAAAUAAAUCAGGUCAUCACACUGCUAAUAAUUCCAAAAGAAGUUCCUUACAGAGUUCCAGUCAAGCAGAGAAAUCUGUGGAUGAAAAGAGACCUGAUAUUUACCCUGUGACAGGAAGUGUUGGUAUAGGAUCUCAAGCUCCAAAGGGGGAGCUCUCUGUUCAGAAGCAAACAAUCUUCUCCAAUCACAAGGCAAUAGCAAAAAACGUUGAACAGAUUCUGCACCAACCUGCUAAUCACUCUAGCUGCUGUGUGCCUUCAACUAAGUAUAUGAAUACUAGACUGGACUGCCAGGUAUGUAAAGUUCCUAUCACCAAUAUGGGAAGUUUGCUUGUUUGCGAUGCCUGUGAGAGGGGCACUCACGUAAAAUGCCUUCAGUAUUAUGGGAAACAAAGUGUGCCAAAACCUGAGUGGUAUUGUCCAACAUGUGUGUUACAUAGUAAGGGCCAAUCCCUCCCUCCAAAAUAUGGCAAGGUUACAAGAGCUAUUGCUUUUCCAAAGACUUGUAUGAUCAGUGGUGCACAGCCUUCGCAGAUAGCAGCAGAAAACCCAACUGAAAAGGAUGGCAGUAGUAAUAAAAAUGUAGGAGCAAAUGGAACUGUUAUCAAUCAAAACACCAGCAAAGUUGGCAGCAAUGUGUGCAAGAGUGGUACAUUGGCUUUAGAUGCUACUGGUUCUAAAUCACCAUCUGGUGCUGAACCUCAAAAAGACAUUAAACAUGAUGAAACCUCAUCUGUAGAAAAGGAAGGAAAUGGCCUACCUUGUGAUGAUAUACAUACAGAAACUGCAACAUUCUGCAACAAAGUAUGGAGUAAUGGAGCAUUGACUUAUGGUUCUGGCAGUCUUUCUGGGAGGCCUCAUAUGCAUAUCAAGAGCAGUUCUUCGAGUCCAGUGAAUUAUUCCACCCUGCAGGCUACAGAAAUUUCAGGCAUAAAGCAGGCGUACCAUUCUUCCAUUGUUUCUUCUGUAGAGAAUUCUGAGAGCAAAGCACCAACUGAUGAAUUAUGCCAAGAAGAAGUCACUAACAAUAAUCGGGUGACUUUAAAUGGACAUCAUUGUUCUGAGCCUGAAAUUAUAGGGGAUCGUAAUGGAUAUGUUGGUUCCAGCACAGCUAGUAUUGUUGAUUGGGUUGGUGAUGUCCUCAAAUCUAUUGACAACAAGACUUACUAUAACUCUUGUAAUAUUGAUGGCAUAAUAUACAAUCUUCAUGAUCAUAUUUUGAUUGCCUCUGAAGGUGGCAAGUCUGGUCCGUGCAAGCUGCAGUUACUGUGGGAAGAGCAUGACUCUGGUUCUAAACUGGCAAUGGUUAAUCCCUAUGUCUUUGGCUCAGACAUUCCAGGAUCUAUUAGCAAAGCAUGCAUUGAUGAAGAGGAUGAGGUAUAUGGUUCAAACAAUGAUAGAAUUUUAUUAUUGUCUGCUAUCUGUGGCCCUUGUGAAGUACUACAUGUUGACAAGUUUAGAGAAGAGACCAAGAGAAGAUGUCAGUUAGAUAGUUCGGUGUGUAGGUUGCAUCCGAUUUUCUUCUGCAGGUGGAACUAUGAUGAUUCCACAAGCAGUUUCUAUCAAGAUUAUAAUGUUGACAAUUAGAUGGGUUCCUGGCAGUCUUUUAUGUGAAAGAGUUGUCCCAAUGUCAAAUGCUGGGAGAAGCUUAAAUCGGAUUUUUGAUCCAUCGCCUUGAUCUGAAACUUGAGCUCCGGGGAUAAUCAGACAUCAGAUUUUGUUCAUGCAACCCUAACUCUUUGACCCCAGCUCCAUGCUACGAUGCAUGCAACAAUUGAUAAGAGGUUUUCCCACUUCUCUUUGGCAGGUCUUGUAAAGUUUGGGAGAAGUGUGGAAAGAAGAGGCUGCUGAGCCCUAUUAUGCUGUAUUUAAUAUCAAUCCGUAGAUGUUCCUUAUGUACCAUAAUAUGCUAUAUCCCUCCUCCCUGUAAUUAGGUUGCGUUAUGUAAGUCUGUAAGCUGUCAGGUUGCUUAGACGGAGUUUUGGUGUUUUAGGCCCCGUUCGGGUCCAAAUGCUAAUAGGUGAAAGUACUAAACUUUAGCACUAGUGUAUCCAAAUAGAAAUGCUAACAGAGCGGACUAAAGUUUAGCUAAGACUUAAAAACUUUUGAUAAAGAUAUGAGUGUUAAUAGGUGCUAAAGUUUAGCAUUUAAUUUUAGCAGCUUCAAACGUA
Messenger RNA from Panicum virgatum (switchgrass), 3050 nucleotides. RefSeq lists its product as uncharacterized. The transcript has 6 exons. NCBI's taxonomy places the organism in Eukaryota, Viridiplantae, Streptophyta, Magnoliopsida, Poales, Poaceae. The coding region runs from base 235 to 2466 and encodes 743 amino acids. The record is from RefSeq and is a predicted model, not a curated record. Gene Ontology annotation, molecular function: chromatin binding.